Rhipicephalus sanguineus (brown dog tick) is the source of this 2882-nucleotide messenger RNA. Its product is annotated as thymidine kinase, cytosolic. The coding region runs from base 162 to 761 and encodes 199 amino acids. The record is from RefSeq and is a predicted model, not a curated record. Gene Ontology annotation, molecular function: thymidine kinase activity; ATP binding. The transcript has 7 exons. Gene Ontology annotation, biological process: thymidine metabolic process. NCBI's taxonomy places the organism in Eukaryota, Metazoa, Arthropoda, Arachnida, Ixodida, Ixodidae.
AGGACGUCACAUUUUGCGCGCCUUCUUCAGUUGAGGCGGCUGCUAGUGUUCCCGCCUAAAUUGGUUGCUGAUGCUAGUCGUCGUUCUUGAAGUAUUUGACCUUUUGCUCUCAGUUAGCCUGCUGUUGUAACUUGUGCGUCGUUUAUUAGAAAGCCUCCAGAAUGCUUGUCAUAGGAUCCUGCGAUUUGCCGGUCACCCACGAACCGAGGGGCCAAAUUCAGCUGAUCAUUGGCCCCAUGUUCUCGGGCAAAACGACCGAACUUAUGCGGAGACUGAAACGCUACGAGGUUGCAAACCACAGGUGCCUGAUAGUCAAGUACGCGGGCGAUACCCGUUAUGACGAGGAGAAUAUAAGUACGCACGAUAGGCAAGCCAUGGCUGCUGUGAAAGCAACCACACUGUCAAACCUCAAAUCCGCGUCAUCUGACUUCAGGGUCAUUGGCAUUGACGAAGGACAGUUUUUUCCCGACAUAGUGGAGUUUGCUGAAUACAUGGCAGAUGCUGGAAAGGUGGUAGUCAUUGCAGCCUUGGAUGGGACGUAUCAGCGCCAGGGCUUCCCCAGCAUCCUCACGCUUGUGCCGCUGUCAGAAAGCGUCAUAAAACUUUCUGCUGUCUGCAUGAUAUGCUAUGCUGAGGCAGCCUAUACAAAACGUCGAGGACAGGAAAAAGAGGUGGAAGUCAUCGGAGGUGCUGACAAGUACAUGGCUGUCUGCCGAACUUGCUAUUCUCAGGAUGAUGACAUGCCUCCGAAAGAAUGCUAAUGUUUGCCAAGCUGCAUGUUUAUCGUGGCGCACAUGGUCUCGCAUAAUGUCUUACCCAGUGACACGCGAAUGCCUCUCAAGCAUCGCUAAGGAUCUCUAUUUUAUGCAAACAGCUAUGAUCGUCCCCUACGCACAUCCUCUGUUAUGCAUCAUGGUGUGUAUUUGCCGAUCAGAACGUGUGUGCACAGGACAAGAAGUGAGGCCUACCUGCUUGUGCCUUGACCACCACAUUUCGUUGCUCAGCAUACUGUGGCAUUCAUGUCUUUCUUUGCAUAACUCCUUCUCUGACAUUUAUAUAUACCAUUACAUCACCUGCAUUUUUAAUAUUAGUAUCAUCUUGCACUUUGUAUGUUUGAGCACAACUGUAUCAUAUUUGGUAAUAUAAAAUCAGCAGCAUGUCCUCAUGUAUCACAAUAUGAUCUCUAUGUGCAUACAGUAGACUUCCGUUAACUUUACCUCGACCGAAGGCACCAGCUAGUGUCUGUACACUUUUAUGGGACCAAACAUUUAUUACUUCGAUCCUCGGGUUACCUUUAACCGGGUAAUUCGAACUUGGCCAGUGAUCUUGAAUGUGCCCGACCCCAAUGGUGACUGCAGUAAUGAUCCAAUAGCAGCAGUGCCCAAAUUCGCAGCACUUAAGGUGCACUGAAUGUCAUGGAACACACACUGUAUCCUGUCAACAUUGUCAAUUUACGACCUGCCCCGGGAAGAUAUUUAACAAGAAAUUGCCAGCUUGAAAUGAAAGAAUGCAGCAUUUAUCUAAUUCAAACAUCUGCCUUUUUUGUCGAGAAUUGCUCGGGUAGUGCAAUCUGAUACAAAACGAGAACCAAUAUCAUGAAUAUAGUUGGAGCUAGAGUGGCCAGCAUCAUUGCCUUUGCAAGACAACUAUGGAUGGUGAGUUAACACAGCAUAUCAGCAAUAUGACAUAUUGCUUUUAGUCUGUGGCUGUACUUUACAUGUUCCAUUCUGCACAAAUAUAUACAAACUUUGUAGGCCUGCUCACUGCUUUUGUGGUCCUUCAAUCCAACGGCAUGCACGUGUCAGGCCUGAGCACUCGCGAGUGUCAAACAUCCAGAGACUGCCUGCCUGCCUUGGCUGUUAAGCUUAACCAGCGCUGCUUCACUGUCUGCCACCAAAUUUACUCGAGUGCUGUGUAGACUCAAAUAUAUUCACAAUGGCCAUGCAGCCCUAUGGAAGCCAAAAAAACCCCAAUAAAAGCAGGAGUAUUGGUUACGAGUUACAUUACCCAGCUGAAUGGCAUUGCAUUCAUUGCUGAGGUUCUUAGAAAUAUUGUGAAUGGGUACGUACAAAAAGUUGACCCCACCACACUGUACAAAACAUAGCUUAUUUCACAGGGUUAUAAAUUUGGAAUUUUAUAUUUGUUUGUUGUAACUGGAGAUGUAGGCUAUGCAUGGUAAAAUACGUGCAGUAUAAAAUUUACCAUAGCUUGUGUGCAACCCUGUGCUCUGAACAUCAAAAUUUUCAUAGAGUAUGGGCAAUAUGCAAACAUAAAGUUGAGGUUUCGUUUCACAGCAAGUCUAGAGCUAACACAAAAUGCCCCACUCCUUGCAUUUGUUGUAGUGUGCAAAGAGUUUAAUGGAGUGAGGCAGAGGCGAAUAGUUACACAUUUAUGAUUGCAUUACAUUGUUAUCGGCCAGUUCUACUAUACAAAUAGAACUACUAUACAAGUAAAAUCAACCAGUUCUAGUAUACAAGUAAAUGUAAUCACUUUUUUCUAUAUUACCAUUAGUGUAUAUUUUGUCUUAGUCAAGCUUUAUGUGGUGGUUUGUAUGUCCUAUGUAUAUCAACAAUUUUAAUGCCAAUUUUAACUGAUGUUUUGUACUGAAAUCCCAGUUAACUUCAAAAUGCUCAAACUGAACUGCUCUGUAACCAAUAGCUUCUUUGCAAGUGUAUAUCUGCUACUGUUAUAGCAACAAUGCAAAUUUUCUCGUCGAUUACUUUGUUAUAUCAGUGUUCGUAUAUUGACGUUCACCUGAAGUUGUGUACCUCCGGUGAAUACCUGUUCAUGUAAAUUGCACUAAAACACUGACCACUGAUUUCGUCAAGUUGAAUGAAUGCUUCAAUAUAAAAUGCUUAUAACAUUCAAUGCUCUCCUAUGGU